GACAGCACUGAGGGGAGGGGAGAAAACACGCUCACACAGACUCAGUCACACCUUCCCCACAGCCUCUGUCAGAGACCGGAGCGAGCUCAGUGAGGAGGAUGCGGGUCUACAUCACAGGAGCAAACAAGAGAGGACAAUAGCUCACAUACAUGCGAGCAGAGUGGGAGCCCUGCGGGAAGAGCGAGCAUUUCAUAGAGAACAUCUGCAGGUGCAUUCUGCUGUGAGAAACCUAAAAGAAGAACUAAACAGCUGCCUCACACAGCUGCUGUUCUGAGGGUUUCUCAUCUUCCCUGCACACGGACAUCCACUCUUCUGCUGCUGCUGCUGCUGCUAAGAGGAUACAUCUCCGUGCAUCAACGCACGGCUUCAGAGCAGACUGCUUUACAGUCUGAGACCAUGAGUGAGGGGAAGAAAGGUGAGCUAGCCAUCCGGGAUAAAGCCAUCCUGCACCAGCAGAGGCGCCUGAAACAGGCCACCCAGUUCUCACACAAGGACUCCGCUGACCUCCUGCCCCUGGACGGGCUGAAGAGACUGGGCACGUCCAAGGACUUGCAACCUCACAGCAUCGUCCAGCGGCGCCUGCUGGAGGGGAACAUCCCACGCCUGCGUGGGGAGGCCCGGGACCUCAGCGGCAGGGUCCGCUCCCCGCUGGCGGACAACAAGGACGGACCCAUCGAUGCCGAGGAGAGGAGUGAGAGCACAGCCGAUGACUCGACAGAGGAGAGGGAAUCUCUGGAGGAAAGCGAGAGGAGCCUACGAUCUGACGAAGAGGACGAUAACAGCGAGGCUGGAGCCAGACAGACAGCUGAGAAGCCCGAGAGCACGGACGGGUCGACCCUCCUCACAGCUUUAAUAGUUCAUUGCAAGUGCUGCGAGGCUGAAGUGAAGGCAUCCAUUAACACUGGCAGCCUACACAACCAUAUCUCCACCUCCUGCUGCCAGAGGCUGGGACUGGUACCCACUCAGGACAGCUCGCCGUGCAGCGGCGGCAGCUCUGUGACGGGUCUGCAGCUGCAGCUGGGAAGGCAGACUCUCCGGUGUUCGGCCUACCUGAAAGAGGAUGACACGUUUGAGCUGUGCCUGGGCCUGCAUACUCUUCUGGAGCUCAAAUGUUGCCUGGAUCUGAGCAGACGAGUCCUGAAGCUGCAAGGCUGCGGCGAGGAGCUCCCCUUCCUGAACACGUCAACCGACAGCCAGUGCCAUCAUGAUACCAACGAGAACCUCUGAGCCCGACCCGGCGGCGGCGGCGACCGACGGAAUGAGGGCGUUUGCAUCUGAACUGUCCAAUCGUGGUGUCUCUCACUGCCAGAACACGGAUGAGCGUUUGCCUCACUUGCUCUCAAGUUUACAUCUUUGUGUUUGAGGAUUUAAGACAAUUGCCAUGAUUUUCUCUGAUAUUAAAUUAGUCUAGUUUACAGAGCAAAGUCAAAUCUCUGUAAGUUGAGUCUUUCCUUGUGAUUAUGCUGAAUAUUCAAACUGAUUCCUCUGUUGUGCUGCUUGGGUAAACGUAUGCUCUCCAAAAAGAUCAUCUAAGGUGACCUUGAGUGGAAUAUUUUCUUAUUUGACUGUUCCACAUUUGUUUUGACAUAUAAAGUCAAUGAAAAAAAAAUGUUAUUUGCAAAUUCAAAUUAUAACAAGUUGAUUAAUGGUUGUAAUUCAAGAUAAUACAUCUGAUGGAAAGAAAAUUCAAAUGAUUAAAACAGCUGUUUAGCUCUCUGUUCUACUAAACAAUCAGUAAUAUUUGGGUUUGUUAGUAAAUUCACUAAGAAAAUCUGAUCAUGUUUUUUUAGCUAAGUUUUCUAGAAUAUUAAUGAAUUGUUAAUUGGUAGGCCAAUGGACAGAGAAAAACUUAAAGAAAGUUGCAAUCCUGUCUGAGAGUAAAUUAAGUUACCAAUAAGGUGUAAAAAUAAUGAUAUAAUUCUGCUUUGAGGAUUAAUAAAUGAUUAUUGAAUUGAACUGAUAAAUAAAAACACAACCUAAUAUUGAAGUAAACCAGUGAUUCCCAACCAUUUCCCAUCUACUUCACUGAUAUGUUUAACUACUCCAUCAGCUUAAACGGCCGUGUACUUUUGAUCAUUUUUGAAAGGAAACUUCAGGAUUAAACAUCCAUCAAGGUAGUUAAGCUAUGCUUACUUUAGAAAUUAAUUCAAUAUAUCUGCUUUGUGUCAUCAUUGCAUUAUCCAUCAUUAAUAAUUAAUUUUAGAAAACUGUUCCUGACUUUAAUCAUUCAUUUCAGCUGUAUUUCCAAUGUUGUUUGCACCAGCUUUUAGGUAGCCUACCAUUUUAUAAUUUAACCAUUUCAAAUGGCUUCUAUGCUUCUUCUUAAAUAGUUAUUGAUGACCUUAACUUUUUUUAUUAUUAUGAUCAUAGAUAAAUGGUCCACUAUCCAUUCGUAUUUAAUUUAAAAUCCAUUUGAUUUAGUUAAAGGCAGGGUAAGCUAUUUCUGUAUGACGUCAGAUCUGUUGAUAUUUAAAACAUAAUAUCAACAAAACACAAAGAGUUAGGCCUUGCUGUCAGGGCCUGAGUGAAAAACAAUGAUGUCUUUAAUUUCUCGCUCGCAGUUGUUUUCAUCACUUUAUGCUAGCAUAAUCCCGGCAUUAUGUCCAACACCAAACAAUUACUUCUUUCUUUGUUAACCAUUUCAACUCUGGAACUUUAAAGCCAACUAUUUGAAUUGUUUGCUCAUUUGAUUCAAGUAUUAUUUGUUUUAUUUUCAUGUUAAGAGUUCACUUCCACCUAUUGCUACGCUAUUAGAUUUCAGCAUAGCUUCUUUCUCAUCCGUCCAUUUACCCGUUACACCUCUGGUUGGGAAUCACUGCCGUUUGAGUUUUGGUGCCAGGUUUAUUUUGUUCACAUUGGACAGAAGCCGUUUAGCUCUUUAACCAACAUCUGCUGGCGGCAGUCCUAGAAAUACAAGACAGCUAUGCGAAUACUGGAUCUUCUCAGCAUCCUCACGGAUUUCACAAGAGGUCAAACUGCUCCCAGCUACUCCCAGCAGGCUCAGUUUUUAAAAGUGACAGUGCAUAGAUGCCUUUUCAAGUAUGUUUGAGAGAAACGUUAAGGCCUAACGUUUUCUGAAGCCAGAUCUAGAUGGCUUUAACUGCAUACCUCCUUGAGCACAGGGUGAGUCUCAUCUUCAGUUAGAGAUUAGAGGAAAAGAUCGUAGUAUUUUAAGUACUUAUACUGAGCUUUGUAAAGCCCCUCCUCUUUAAAACAACUGAUGUGGUUACGUUUUCCAAGAGCUUGUUUUACAACCUGUCACAGUGGCCUAGAUUGAUUAAUGUUAGUUUCCUAUAGAUCCCAUCUGAGAGUAUUUAAAUAGGCUUCAGGCGAGCCAGCUAAAUAUGUCUCCGUCGGACUCAGAAGCAACAAGAAUAUCAAAACAUUCCAUCUGCAUGACUUUGUAAAAGUUCUGCCUUUGUAUAAGUCUGCAUGUAGUGUUCUGGUCACAUUAUGUCGUGUUGAAAGUCUGAGGUGGCUGGACGUUGUCAGGGUUUUUCUGCCUUGUAUGGGCUCCUGCUUCACAUGGGAAAAGAGCGGAGUCGUUCCCAUCUUACCCAACGGAGCUCCAAGCAGAGCAAGCUGCCAGAAGCCGACCCCAGCUGCCUUCCCUCUCUGCCUCUUUAAGGAGAUUUUAACUACUUGGCUCUGGCUGCAUUCAGUGCCAAGGCAUCCUCUUAAAGCUCAUCUUCCUCUUCGGUCAGAGGAUUGGUCUUCUUGACGCAUUUACCACUUUGACACCUCAUCUUUGCUGAUUUGUCUAUAGCAAGAGACUGAAAAAGAAAAACACUCCCCACUAAGGGGCCACCUGCCUCUUGUGUGUGUUUUCACAGUGUCGAUGAUGGGAAACUGUCAUCAUGCUCUGCUUUAACGACACCUGAGCCAUACCGUGCUUUUGACUCUCCAUUACCUCCAACUGAUUUUUAUCUUUAUCCACGUGCAAACUGGCAAUGCUUGUUUAUUUUUGACGUAUAGUGCCCUUUCUAUGCCUUGCGAGAGGAAUUGAUGUAUGGAAGAAAUUUAUUUUUGGUGUUUUUCUUCUUCUGAACAGUAUUUUCUCUGCCUAAUAAAAUACGUAUUCUGGCUA
This is a messenger RNA of Cololabis saira (Pacific saury), 4087 nucleotides long. It is a transcript of the gene nrip2, whose product is annotated as nuclear receptor interacting protein 2. The transcript is spliced from 6 exons. Bases 397 to 1227 code for a protein of 276 amino acids. The record is from RefSeq and is a predicted model, not a curated record. NCBI's taxonomy places the organism in Eukaryota, Metazoa, Chordata, Actinopteri, Beloniformes, Belonidae.